UUUAUUUCUUCCUUACCAUUUUCAAACCUCAAAAAUCUCCACUCCCGCGUAGAAUACGAUACGCUUCUUCUUUUCCCAAACUAACAAUGGACGACUCAUUAGGCAAAUUCUGCAAAACCAUGGCCGUUUUCUGUAACAAUCUCGAAAACAGCUGCAACGCUCUCAAAGAGUCGGUGGAUCGUCGCCCCAUACCCCUUGAUUCAGCUUCGACGACCUUUGUACAAAGCCUGAACCAGAGAGUAAUGUCACUAAGCGGUGACCUCAAUGUGCUGGAGUCCAUGUCUUGUGGAACGGUGUCGUUCGAGGAGCUGCUGGGCCAUUGCAAUGAAGUUUUCAAGAAGAACCAAACUGAUCUUCUGUCCCUUCAGGACCGUCUCCAUAAUCUUGGCUACAUUGCUUCUGUCAAUCUUAUUGGUGAAGAUAGUGAAGGAGAAGAAGAGGACCCUAAUGUUUCAGAAGAUUUAUCUUAUGACUGCAGCUUAGACUUCAAGAAAAUUGAAGAUGAUCCUUUGCUGGAUGAUACUCUGAAUUUGCAGAACCUUGGUCUCUCUGAUGUUUGCCUAGCUACCAUAGCAUCUGAAGCAAAUACUAUAUAUGAGAAAGAGGGAUGCUAUCUAUCCACCGAAAAGAAACAGGAUAGUAGAGAUGGGAAAAUGAACGAGGAAUUGAAGUCAUCUGAAGAUAUUCAGUCACUGAUAACUGUGUCAGAAGAUGAUUAUGAAAACCUCCCCAAACAUAUGAAGAAUUUAGCUUCAUGGCAGGAGUUGGUUGUUGCUGUUGAGAAGAUGAACUCAUUCCUUGACACAAAAAAGACCAGGCCAUACUCCUUCCAGCAAGCUGAAAUUGUGGAAUUAGGAUUAGAGACCAGAAUGCAACAUUAAUGGUUGAAGGGUAUUGUGAUUUUCUUCUCGAGGACAAGUUGGUUGAAGCUACAGAUGUAGGGCAGAAUGCUGUGUGGGUAUUUGGAAGUAGGUGGAAACUUUAAUGCAUAAAUGCGGAAGGACAAAAUGCUCGAUGCCGUCAAGCUAUCUCCAAAAAAGCUAUAUGAGCUACUCAGAAAAGUUGCCGGCGAGGAGUUAGUGGAAGUGCUGCAAAUUGAAAAUAAGAUUCCAAGAAGAAAGGCCCAAUUAUUAUUGGAAGAAAGUAUUAAAAGCAUACUGUCAGAGGGAUUAUAUCAGUAAAAUGCAAGGUUUUGGGUUUACCGGAACGAUUUGUAGUUUCUAGAGAAUGGUGCUGGCAUUAAAUAAAAGAAGACGCAAGAAUCAAUUAGGAAAAUGCUCUUGUUUACAACUUGCAAGAUUGAUUCAAAGGCACAAUAGCUAUAUUUGGUGACUUCACAAUUUCCACUUGAUUCUGGCAGUGUUAGGUCUUUCAUUUUCACACUAUCACACUCUUGAGGACAAGGGUCUGAAUCUGAUAUGAUGUAAAUUUCUAGCAUGUAACUGAC
Messenger RNA from Solanum pennellii, 1447 nucleotides. RefSeq lists its product as uncharacterized. The transcript is spliced from 8 exons. The record is from RefSeq and is a predicted model, not a curated record. The coding region runs from base 87 to 881 and encodes 264 amino acids. Gene Ontology annotation, cellular component: outer kinetochore. Lineage: Eukaryota; Viridiplantae; Streptophyta; Magnoliopsida; Solanales; Solanaceae. Gene Ontology annotation, biological process: chromosome segregation.